Molecule: messenger RNA, 3549 nt
Organism: Gordionus sp. m RMFG-2023
Lineage: Eukaryota; Metazoa; Nematomorpha; Gordioida; Chordodea; Parachordodidae
Product: carboxylesterase 1E-like
Exons: 14
Coding region: 48-2729 (893 amino acids)
Cellular component (GO): septate junction; tricellular tight junction; plasma membrane
Source: RefSeq, a predicted model, not a curated record
AUCACGUAUCACGUUUAUCCCAUAAAAUACUUUUCAAAUGAAAAUAAAUGAAAUAUUGUAUUUUUAAAACAUGUCUUCUUAUAUUCAUUAAUAUUUGUAAAUCGCAAUAUGAUUUUAAAGAAAAUUUAAAUGAUAAUUUGCCAGUUGUUGAACUUACAACAGGAUAUGUAAGAGGAAAGAUUAUUAAUAUCUAUGACCCCAUACCUCAAUUAACAAAUGAGCAAACAUUCAGUCAAAAUAUUCAAGCUUUUUUAGGAAUCCCAUAUGCGGAAUCUCCUACAGAAGAAAACCGUUUCAAACCUCCUAAAUAUAAAAAAAGAUGGAAUAAUAUCUAUAAUGCUUUAAAAGAACCACCCUUAUGUCCACAAGAAAUUACAAAAUUUUUAGCUUUGUUUAAAAAGAAUAUAAAUGAAGAUUGUUUAUAUUUAAAUGUAUAUAUCCCUAAUAAUAUUAAGAGAUUGCAGGAUAUAAAGUUAAUGCCAGUUGUUGUUUAUUUUCAUGGUGGAUCAUAUCAAUAUGGAUGGAGCUCAUUGUGGCCCCCUUAUAAAAUAGUUCAAAAAGAUGUCAUAUUUGUAUCUGUUAAUUAUCGAUUAGGAAUUUUUGGCUUUUUUACUACUGGUGAUAAAGAAGCAACAUCAAAUAAUGGAAUGAGAGAUCAAAUAUUAGCUCUAGAAUGGGUCAGGACAAAUAUAAGAUCAUUUUCUGGAGAUUCUGAAAAAAUAACCAUUAUGGGAGAAUCAGUUGGUGGUGCAGCAGUAGGCCUUCAUAUCCUCUCUCCUUUGUCUGGAGUCAAAAAUUACUUUAGUUCUGCCAUAUCCAUAAGCGGUACCCCUAUUUCCUCCUGGGCUUUUUACCGAUAUCCUGAUACCGUUAUAACCCUUUCCCGGCUUGUAGCUCGCCGAGCCGGAUGUUACGAGACUGCCAGCGAUAAAUUAAUCAGUUGUUUGAGACGUAGAACCGUAACCGAGUUAAUAAAAGCCGGUAGUAGUGAACAGCGUUCUCGAGAAGAAGGGCAUAUGAACGGAGAAUCGAAUUACAUAUCAUUAAGACCAUUUUGGGGGCCCGUGAUAGAUGGAACAUUUACAUUUCCUGAUGACGUGAAACCAUUCCUUCCUGAAAAUCCAGAAUCGAUUCUGCAAAAAUCUAGCUACCCUAAAAUUCCUUAUUUGCUUGGAACCACGCAAAACGAAGAUUCUACUAUUGUCAGUUCAUUUUAUUCCGCUGUAUAUGAUUGGAUAGACCAUUCUCCUCACGACACAAAUCUUAAGGCUGGUAAUAAGGAUCCGAACCUGCCUAAAAAUUUUGCCAAAGCCAUACGAAAUUUUCUAAGAGGUCAAAAUAUAACCCCCGUUUUCCAGAAAACCAAUUAUAAAAAUAUCGAUUCAACAAAUUUCGAUAACCAUUAUGAUAAAAAGAAACGAUAUGAAAUUGCACUCCUAGAGGAUAUUAUCACAAGGGUGUUAUAUUACGCUUAUAUACCUUGGGAAGACUCUCAAAAUAAAACUACUCUUAAAAUAGCUUUUACUCAGUUAUUGACAGAUAAUCAAUUCACAGCUCCCAUGGACAAAAUGGCUAAGAUGUAUUCUCAAAACGGUGGGAAAACAUAUCUAUAUGUAUUUAAUUAUAGGCCUCCUUUAACCACAUAUCUACCAUGGCAGGGUGUAGGUCACGGUGUUGACAUGCCAUUUUUCUUUGGAGCACCUCUUUUGAAUAUCGAAAAUUUUCCCAAAAAUUUAGAAUUAUCCGAUGUUACCAGUUGGACUCAAGCUGACAGAAACGUUAGUUCGAUGAUGUUAGAUUUCCUGACCAAUUUCGUUAAAUAUCAGGAACCUACACCCAACCUUAACUUGCCGUCUACUUUUUCCCCACCAAUUUCUAAUCCUUCCAUAUUCACUUCAUUUCCUUAUUCCCAAAAUGUUUUCAAUACUCAUAGCAAUAACCCUAAAUUUCCGCCAAUAUGUACUAAUUCAAGGAAUUCGUUACCUUCUUACUGGCCCCCUGUUAAGGAAAGCCAUCUGUACUAUCUUUAUAUUAAAGACACGAAGGCUAAACCAACUAUUAACCAAGAUAAUUUCGAUCUACAAGGAAAUUCCUACAAUUUUGAACUCAAGGAAAAUUACAGACAGAUUUAUUCCUCUUUGUGGAACGGGCUUGUACCAACAUUCUUGGAUGGUGGGAAAGAUAAAGAAAAAAAAGACAUUUUUCAAGACAGUUCCGUCCUCAAUGCCUACUCAUCCUACCAAGACACUCCAGCCUAUACCAUCCUUUACCGAAAAUUCAAUUCUUAUAGGAUGGCUACUUUUGCCCUUACGGCAGUUUGCUUGAGCCUUAUUACUGUGAUAACCGUUUUAUUCUUAUUUUCCUCUAAGCCAUGCCAUAAGAAAGAUGCCAAAAAUUCUACCCUUCGUUCUUCUUUUAGGGAAGAAAAAGGCCAUGAUACCUACGAUCACAAUAAUUAUUUUGACGGUCACUCACAAGUAAAUACAGACAUGAGCGUGAAAUAUUGGGACGGGCGUGGAACUUCUAACUCCAACAAUCAGCUUGAUACAUUUAGAAGUGAUGCCGCCUUUUACAAUCGAUAUAUUCCUGAUUUAGAAAUAGCCACCAGCGUUUCUGAUACCAUAAUAUCUAGUGUUGAUAAUAACAAUAUAGAAAAAUUUCCAAAUUCUUUCUCCUCUUCACAAAAAAAUGGCAUGGCACCUUUGUACGAUAAAUCCGAACCUUUAUAAAUUCUCUAUUAAAUUUGUAAAAUCAAUUAUAAAAAUCAAUUUUUUUUUGUUUAAAAUAUCAGUCGGUUUUGUUGCUUGUUAUAAUCGUUAUAUAUAUUUUUUUACUUGCAAAUCAAUGGAGUCGUUAGAGAGCGGCACGACUAAAAUCACCCAAAUAAAACAAUUGACCUAUUAGCACCCCCUCUUAGACGACGCCACGAUUACAAAGUUCUACUUAAUAUCGUAAAUUUUAUUUAUAUAAUUGAUAAACCGGUGAUAAUUUAUUUUUAAAUUUUUUUUUCUAACAAUAUUCUUUUAUAUAGCUAUUUUUAUAAAUAUUUGAAUAACUUGUUUUUAACCAAAAAAUUUUAAUGUCCAUAUUUAUAUUUUUAUAAAAAUAAUAUUUGAUCUCUCUUUUUUUUAAAAUUAUAUAUUUUUCUAUUUCCCUAAAAAAAAAUUAAGCACUAUAGCUACCCACUUCUUGUAAUCCUUUUAUAACUUUCUUAUAUAGCGAAAUUCUUACUUUUGUGGGCCUAGAAUAUAAAUUUUUUUUACAUUUGAGCAAGAUUACUUGUUAUUUUUAUUCCAUUUUUUUUAAUAAAUCAAUUGUGCAUUAUACAUUUUAUUAUUAUUCAAUCAUGCAUAUAAACCUCUUUUCUCAUUCCAUCGAAACCUUUUUUUUUAAUUGAUGUAUUAAAUUAUGAGGCAAAUUGAUCAUUCAAUUAUUGAUUUGUUAGAAUCAUUAUUAUAAACGAAAGCAAAAUUUUUUUAACACGUUAUCGAAAAUUUAUUUUCAUUAUAAUUAUAUGCGUAAUUAUAAAAAAAAAUUUAGUUUGAGAUA